AUAAAUAACAAAAUUAGAAAAAAAUAGUGCGGUCGUAAUUUGUUUUGAAAGCAACACAGUUGUCUGGCGCCUAUUUGAGCGCAGGGUUUGUUUACGUCUAGGCAACCUCCGAUGUGUUCCCUGUGAUAUGUAAGAGUUAAGAUGUCCAAGUUGGGUCGGCGUGGUGGCAAAAGCCGUGUACUUCGCCAACGAAGUAUGGUUGAUUUUUUUAAUUCACCAGCAGUGUCCAAAAACAUAGCCCCUGCCAUUCCACAAGCUAAGAAGAUUUCCAAGCCCAUUGCUAAAGUAUCUCCUCAGACUGUUAAUGUGGUGCCAAUACCUGCAGCUUCCACUAACUUUAUUCUCACUGAUGAUGAUUUGGAUGAUUUUUGUGAUUUUGAGUUGGAUACCUCCUUUGGUAAAGGAAAACCUGAAGAAAAUCGAACAACCAAAGAAUCUGAAGAUGAUGAAAUGAAUCAUAAGCUAAGAAAGAGGACGAACAGAAUUAUCAUUAGUUCCGAUGAUGAAACUGACAUUGAGAACAGCAUAGAAGAAUAUUCACCCAUGAAGAAGGAUGAUGUUGCAGCUCCAGUGACAAAAUUAGAGACUAGCAUGAAGUCCGAAGUAAAAAGUACUCUUAGUCAAGAAAAUGAAAAUAUUUUCGAAGAUGUGGGGAAGUCAGCAGACAGAGUUAAAGGAAGUUUUAAUGAGAAGACAGUUGAAGCAAAAAUUGAAGAUUCGGACUGUAUCUUUGAUAAAGCUAUUGUCACUGGGACAAAAAUCUCCAAGUUAAAAACUCCCCGCAAAUUGAUCACAGAUGAACAGUGUGUCACACAGUCACACGACUUUUUUGAGUCUUUGGAGCAAGAGGCAGAAGUAGAUUACAUAGAAUGUGCACCUCUAUCACCACCAAUUGUACCUUUAAACACCCAGGCAGAUGAUGACAUCUUUACGCCUGUAGCUGUAUGUGACGAUUCUAAUGUUUCUGGUGACACUAUUAAUGAAAACAAAUUUCAAAAGUUAUCUAAAAAACUUUUGGUAGAGAUGAAAUCUCCUGCCACGCCUAGAGUCGUUAGACAACCUACUGCAACCCCAACAAGUACAAGUGUAUUUUCUGGAGUUUCAGCCAAUGUAAAUAAAUCUGCAUCUCUAGCCACAACAAAUCAGGAUCCUGUAACCAGAAUUAUUGCAAAUCAAUCUCUUACAACCCCAACUGUUGUAAACCAGUCAGUUGUUAACCCAUCUGUUACAAAUGCAGCUCCUACAUACACACCCAUUGAAAAUAAGUCACCUCAAAUGUCACUUGUGACAAGUGAGAUGUCAGUAAUGCCACAAGUUACCAAUCACAUAGCUACUAAUGUGUCAUCAGAUGGGGAUGAACCUAAUUCACUUUUAGAAGAGCAAAGUUCAUCAUCUACCACUGUGUCAGUCACUAGACCAGGCUUUGCUAUAGGAUCAACUAGAAGUGUCCCACUUACCACAACAGGGACUCUUCAGCCUGUUGCUCCAGCAUCUACAAGUGGACAUUUGCUUCCUGCAGCCUCUGACAGUAAUUUUUCUACCUCAAAUGGUUUCUCUGUUGACCAAAUUUUAAAACAUCCAGUUCUUAGGGUUAAUGAACUAGAAAAGGAAGAUUUAUCCAUAUUAACUACAUUAAAGUCUUCAGUGUUUAAUCUCAUGGCUGAAAUGUUUACUACUCUUCCUGCUGAUCUACUUCAGCAAGUGCCUAAUUAUGACUAUAUAAAGCACCUAAAAAUUGUUAAUGCAUAUACCAAAAUAUCAAAGCUCUUAGAAAAGGAGAAAGACUUCAGGGACAAAAAUCAUGGAAACACUGGUGAUGGCUCAUUUGAAGAAAAAGCUCAGUUAGAAGUUAGCCCUUUGAGUCUCAGCCCUAAUGACAAACAUUACAAGCAGAGUGGUCAUAUACUAAAGGCUCGUUUUAGUGAAAAUAAUGAAGGCCCUGUCUUUGACGAGGAAAAUGAAUUCGUUGGGAAAAUUAUGCCUCGUCUCGGUAAUCAUCCAAUUAAAAAUGAAUUAUGUGGCAUGGAUACUUCCUCCCGAAGGUUGUCCGACAAAUUAUCCAAGAAAGUUAAUAGGAAUAAUGUUUGUAGUGAAGAGAAUGUAAACAGAAGUGUUAUGGAGACUAAACCUACCAUAAGUAGUUUUCCCUGUGAAGACAACUUCACUGAUGAAUCCUUUACCCCAAGCCAUCUAGCCAAGAAGCAGGAGAAAACAGUGGCACAAGGAAAUUCAACUCCAAAAUUCUCAUUUGUUGCAAAGAAAAAAGGCAAUAUUAAUAUAAAUAAUGGUGAAGAGAGCAUGGAUCUGGGAAGAGGAAGAUCUUCACAAGCCUUCCACAACUCUCAGCUAAAGCAGCACCACAAUAAUGCAGCUCCAUCCCCUACGCAGUGCAUUGAAUUUCUGGACGAAACGGCUGAUUUUCCUGAUUUUGAGGAAAGUAUAAUUGAUGACAAUACCCAGACUCAGCGUAUCCUGGGGUUUAAUUUCCCAAAACAGGACGAUGGUAACCAAAAUGGGAGGAAUAGUAAAAGAGUUGUUGGUCGUGCUGCACCUUUCAAGCCACAUGAGAACUUCAAUAUAUGUGAUGACAAUGACAGUGUUAAUGAGUCAGUUACAUUAGCAUCAAGAGCCAGGAAAGGUACAGAUAAAGAAAUUGAUUAUAGCAAAGUUGUGUGCAAAACACCAACUAAGGAGAGUGACACGAAGGGUCGUUUCCAUGGAAAUGUGAAAAACGAUGGUGCUACUGGGGAAUUCAGUAGCAUGAAUUAUCCACACACCAAAGAAAUGUUAAAGAUAUUCCACCAGCGGUUUGGUUUGCGAAGGUUCCGAGAGAACCAGAAGGAGGUGAUAAAUGCUGCACUGCUGGGAAAGGAUUGCUUUGUGCUCAUGCCAACUGGAGGAGGCAAAAGUUUAUGCUAUCAGGUGACGGUCACCUGUUGUGCCUCCAUCAUGCUGCCUGUUGGGUCGGUGGCACCUACGACCCGGUGUCUUGCGAAACAUGCUCCAAGCUCGUACUCCAGCACAGCAAAAGCAUGCAAGAGUGCAAGCAAGAAGCGCAAGCAAGCACAAGGAAGAGCAAGCAAGCGCGAAGACUGCCUGUUGGGUCUUAAGCUGCUGUAUGUUACACCCGAGAAGAUCAGCGCAAGUCAAAAAUUUUCUAGUAUUCUGGAGAGUUUGUAUCAGCGUCAGAAGUUGGCACGCUUUGUCAUUGAUGAAGCCCAUUGUGUAUCACAAUGGGGACAUGACUUCAGGCCUGAUUAUAAGAAGCUAAAUAUUCUUCGUCAGCGUUUCCCUGGAGUGCCAACCAUUGCUCUAACGGCAACAGCAACACCUCGAGUCAGAGUAGAUAUUCUUCACCAGCUUGGGCUCACUGACCCAAAGUGGUUCCUUAGCAGUUUCAACCGAGCCAACCUGAAGUAUGUAGUUCUACCAAAAAAGGGCAAAAAAAUAUGUAACGAAAUAGCUGCUCUCAUUAAUGCCAAAUAUCGUAACCAAUCAGGUAUUGUGUAUUGCCUCUCACGAAAUGAGUGUGAUACAACAGCUAGUGACCUAGCAAAAGCUGGCAUCAAGGCUGUGAGCUACCAUGCUGGAUUAACAGACACCAAGAGAGUGUCUGUUCAGACAGACUGGAUUAACGACAAAUUCAAGGUUGUGUGUGCAACAAUAGCCUUUGGUAUGGGCAUUGAUAAACCAGAUGUACGUUUUGUGAUUCACUACUCGCUACCUAAAAGUAUUGAAGGUUACUACCAAGAGUCAGGAAGAGCUGGUCGAGAUGGUGAAAUUGCUGAAUGUAUCCUCUUCUACAGUUACCAAGAUAUGCAUCGUAUCAGAAAGAUGAUUGAUAUGGAUAAAGACAACUGGCAAGCCAGAAAAACUCAUUAUGAUAACUUAUGGCGGAUGGUUGCAUAUUGCGAGAAUAAGAUGGACUGUCGGCGUACACAGCUUUUAAAUUAUUUUGGUGAAAUCUUCAGUCGUGAAAACUGCAAGGGUAGUCCUGCUACUGCCUGCGAUAAUUGCAAAUGCCAUGAGUCCUACAAACAAAUAGACGUUUCAACUGAAACUCGAGCAAUCCUUCAGGCUGUAAAGCAACUGUGCACUGGAGGAGGAUGGUCAAGCAACUUCACCAUCAACCACUUUGUUGACAUCUUCAAGGGCUCGGAAGCUAAGAAAGUUAUGGACAGCGGACAUAACCGACAUUCACUACAUGGGAAAGGAAAAUCUUGGUCAAGGAAUGAUGCAGAACGACUGUUCCGGCGUUUGGUUCUAGAAGGCUACCUGCAAGAAGAUAUGGUAGUAAUAAGGGAUGAAAUGACCUGUGCUUACCUGCGAUCUGGAUCAAAGAGCGAACAGUUUCUCAGUAAUCCGAAUGCCAAGUUUGAGUUUGAAAUGAAGAAUUCUGCAAGCAAUGAAAGCAAACCAGAUGCUGACGCUCAAACUGAAGAUGAUGACGAUGAACUGAAACAGUUGCAAAAUGAUUGUUAUGCAGCUCUUCUUCAAACUGUUAAAGACCUGGCAGCACAGAAAGGUGUAAACUAUACAAACAUUAUCAACAUGGUUGCCCUUAGAUUAAUGUCUCGGUCAUUGCCCGAGAGUGAAGACGAAAUGCUCAAGAUUCCCCACGUAACGAAAGCCAAUUUCGACAAAUAUGGUCAAGCAUUGCUGGACAUUACUCAAAGAUAUGCUGCCCAGAAACUGGUAAUCCUGAGUGACCGAGUAGAAGAUGGAGCUUUUGAUGAUGGCAGCUAUGAAGAGGAUGAUGAAUUCUCAACCGGGUGGCUAAGCUCAGUGAGUGCCCCGGUAUCCAAUUCAUCACCUUAUUUUGGAAGAGGAAAUUCUAGAAGGAAGUUUGGCAGAGGAAUGAAACGCAAAAGAAAAUUCUCCGUUGGUCGAGGAAAGCAAACAAAGAAAACUAAAGUAGGACUUGGAGGUGAAACAAGUUACAGUGGUAGUCCGGCAAAGGCUUCACGACAUGCAGCAUCACGAAGUAAAGCAGCAGCAUCAAUGGCAGGAAGAGGAAGAGGAACAAGGGGAGCUCAGGGAGGUGGUGGAAAAUCUGCAGGUGCAGGUACUUCUGGCAGAGGAAGAGCAUCAGGUGCUGCACUAGGUUUACUAAGUAACCCACAGCCAAGAUCAUUCCUGCAGCCCAACACAUGUAUUGGGAAAGUAGUAGCAAAGGGCAGUGAGAGGAAAAUGUCCAGAUUUAAAUUUAUGGGCAGUGGUAGUAGCUAGCAAUGUAAUGGAGCAUUGGAAUAGCAACAUCAUCUUGGGCAGUUUUAAGGCUAAGUAAGAAUAAAUUUUCUUUGCACA
Molecule: messenger RNA, 5307 nt
Organism: Procambarus clarkii (red swamp crayfish)
Lineage: Eukaryota; Metazoa; Arthropoda; Malacostraca; Decapoda; Cambaridae
Source: RefSeq, a predicted model, not a curated record